Amaranthus tricolor (Joseph's coat) is the source of this 1966-nucleotide messenger RNA. RefSeq lists its product as uncharacterized. The record is from RefSeq and is a predicted model, not a curated record. Gene Ontology annotation, molecular function: protein dimerization activity. The transcript has 7 exons. Lineage: Eukaryota; Viridiplantae; Streptophyta; Magnoliopsida; Caryophyllales; Amaranthaceae. The coding region runs from base 195 to 1028 and encodes 277 amino acids.
UGCAUGUGUAUUACUAAAGAAUCACUGCUCUUUUCUGCGCUCGUAGCAGAGGCAGUUGUAGUGUUGUACUAUUCACUCAAUUACAUUUCCUUUUUCACUGGAAAAAAAAGAAAGAACCCUAACGUUCAUCUUUGUCUUUCACUCCAAAGUUGCCAACUUUACCUUUUUUUCUUCUCUUCUUGAUUGGACAAACAAUGAUCAAAGGCGAGCUAAAAUCUUUCGGUUCUGCUGAUUGUUACAACAGAAGUCUUUCAUUGAUUCCAGCUGAUCCGACCAACCAUAUUACGAUGGGCAGCCAAGAUUGGGAUGGAGAUACAACACUGUCUGCCAGUGCAUUCUCCGGGGCCCAAAUGAACACGAUGUAUAAUGUUAUUGCUAACCCACAAUCUGUUGCAUUGGCUGACCAUAAUCUGCCGAUGCCUGAUUCACUGAUCAGUAAUUUCACACUGGAAACCUGCGACAAUUCUGUUGAAAGCUCACAACUUCCAUUCGGUUGGCCACAGGAUAGUAGUGGAAACAACAUGUUUAGUAGUUUUGUGCCGUUGAAUCACUGGAUUCCGAAGGAAGAACCUGUUUCAAGCGAGACUUGUAUGAAUAUGGACUGGAAAGAAGCUGAGUUGCAACAGAGUGUACACACGGUAAACUUGAACGAUGCCAAUGAAUUUCAGUCCAAUUUAAAAGGAGAGGAAGACACAUCUUAUUCAGCCCCAAAACCCUUGAGGAGUAUGUGCAAAAAAACCAAAAACCGAUCAGAAGCUGAUUCCCGUCGCAGAUCCAUUAUUGCUCAAAAGGUGAAAGCACUAAAAGAGCUUCUUCCUGGAACAUUAAAGGGUAGUAGGGGUAACCAAGAAUCCAUUGUGCAUGAUUUCACCAGUUAUAUAAAAUAUCUUCAACUUCAACUCAAGAUCGUAGGUAGGAAGAGGAAAUUUUUUACUGUAAUUCUCUGCACGACGUCUGUUCCUUGUUUAAAUCACUCUAUCCGUAAGCCUGUUUUCGUUGUCCUGGUUGCCGUUGGUGGACAAAAGUAGAUUGCGUUUUGUAAGUUCUUGACCUGAAAAUUGCUCAAAUAAGCUGUUGUAUUGAUCCAAAGUUGCAAACAACAUUUCUUCUAUACUUCUUUUUGUAAUUAUUUAUAGAAUAAUUGCGAACUACAACCUAAAAUUAUAUGAAUUUUGCAGAUUACAGUCUCAAGGUUUAUUUUUUGCGAAUUAUAGUCACCAAAUUAUCAAAGUCUACAUCGCUUCGGCCAAAUCACAAAAUUCCAAACACUAAAAUGCUCAGAAUUAUGUGAUUUGGCCUGAACACUAUAAACUGUGAUACUUUAGUGGCUGUAAUUCACAAAAAAUAAACAUUGAGGCUGUAACUCGCAAAAAUCCCAAACUUUAAGAUUGUAAUUCGCUUAUUAUUGUUGUUUAUAAUAUGCAAUGAACCUAUGGACACAUAGAGCUAUAUUGAUAGAAUCUAUAUGUACAUACAAUGGUGCCAUAGCCCGUAUGUGAUAACGAGUAAUUGACAGAAAUAGAGUCUAUAGACACUCUUCGAUACUUCCUUUUGUCUAAAAGUAAUAUAAAGUGUCCCAAAUUCCCGUCCCCCUAUUUGGUUUAAGGGUACAAUUUAUCAAUCCAAUUGUAAACCGAUACUUCAUAUCGCUUUUUAGUUGCAACAUUUUUCUCGAAAAACUCUCAUACCCGGAAGAAAUGUUGUAAUAAAAAAGAUGGAGCAAGCGUUAUUUUAAGAAUGAACCUUUUCCCAGGAAAUUUUAAAACUAGAUAGACGUGCAAGUAUGUGACUAUCAGUAUAAAGUGAACUAUAUAGAUGUACACCACUGCACGACAACGCAAAUCUUUUUGGUGCACUGGAAAUUGUUGCUGGAUUCUGUCCAAGAGACUAAUCGUAAAAUGUUAUUGACCUUUUUGCGGCAUGAAAUUUAAACUUGGACAUCCAGGAAUUGAGCAGAAUUCGACUG